Clavispora lusitaniae ATCC 42720 is the source of this 1212-nucleotide messenger RNA. RefSeq lists its product as uncharacterized. Gene Ontology annotation, cellular component: preribosome, large subunit precursor; nucleolus; nuclear periphery. Lineage: Eukaryota; Fungi; Ascomycota; Pichiomycetes; Serinales; Metschnikowiaceae. Gene Ontology annotation, biological process: ribosomal large subunit biogenesis; rRNA processing. The record is from RefSeq and is a predicted model, not a curated record.
AUGAGUAAAGGGAAGUUGAAGAUUGCUUUGAAGAACGCAAAGGCCGUCGAGGCUUUUAACAAACCUAAAAGCUCCAAGAAAAACAAGCAAGAGCCAGCUGCUUCUCAUUCCGAGGAGGAAGUGGAGCCAGUUCAGGAAGAAGCUGAUGACAAAAUCCAAGAAGAGAUUGAGGAGUUGCUCAGUAAGGAAGAGACCUUGUCUAAAAAAGAAAAGAGAAGAUUGAAAAAGUUGCUCACCCAAUUGGAAGCUGAAGCUGAUGAAGAGGACGAUGAAGACGAUGACGAUGAAGAAUUGGAUUUGGAAAAAUUAGCUGCUAGUGAAAGCGAAAGCGACAUCAACGAUGACGAGGACGAUGAUGAUGAGGACGAGGAUGAAGACGAAGAGGAGGAAGAAGGCAACGAAGAUGGUGAAGAGGAAGAGGAAGAGGAAGACGACGAAGAUGAAGAAGCUGAGGAUGUUCCAUUGUCCGAUGUUGAGCUUGAUUCUGACACUGACGUGGUUCCUCAUAGUAAACUCACCAUCAACAAUGUCGCGGCUAUGAAGGAUAGUUUGGCACGUAUUGAAUUGCCCUGGUCUAAGCACUCCUUUGUUGAGCACCAGUCUAUCGUUUCUGCUGAAAAGACAGAACUGGAAAUUAAAGACAUUUACGAUGACACUGAAAGAGAGUUGGCAUUUUACAAGCAAGGUUUGGAUGCUGUUAAGCAAGGUAGAGCCACUCUUUUGAAGUUGAAGGUACCAUUUUCUAGACCUCUAGAUUAUUUUGCAGAGAUGGUGAAGAGUGACGAACAUAUGGAUAAGUUGAAGAACAAGUUGUUGAAGGAGGCUGCUGACAAGAAAGCUUCUGAAGACGCCAAGAAACAGAGACAGUUGAAGAAGUUUGGUAAGCAAGUGAUGCACGCUACUUUGCAAGACAGAGCUAAGCAGAAGAAGGAAACUUUGGAGAAGAUCAAAUCAUUGAAAAAGAAGAGAACGUCCAAUGAAAUCUCCAAUGAUGAUGAAUUCCAAAUUGCUUUGGAAGAAGCUACUGCUGAAGACAAACCAAAGAGACAAAAGCCAAAUGGAAAAAGAUUGGCAAAGGACUCCAAAUAUGGUUUCGGUGGUAAAAAGAGAUUCUUGAGAAAGAACGACGCUGACUCUUCUGCUGAUAUCUACAACCAAAGGGGUAAAAGUAAGCAGAGCAGACCCGGUAAGAGUAAGAGAAGAAGAAACUAG